Molecule: messenger RNA, 936 nt
Organism: Catharus ustulatus (Swainson's thrush)
Lineage: Eukaryota; Metazoa; Chordata; Aves; Passeriformes; Turdidae
Gene: ASB11
Product: ankyrin repeat and SOCS box containing 11
Exons: 8
Coding region: 1-918 (305 amino acids)
Biological process (GO): positive regulation of protein catabolic process; intracellular signal transduction; protein ubiquitination
Molecular function (GO): protein binding
Source: RefSeq, a predicted model, not a curated record
AUGGAGGGCACUUCUAUACUCCAUUCUUUCACUAACAUUUAUUUUGCUAUUUUUGCCUUGUUUUGCUUCAAGCUUUUAAUUAAGAUUUCUUUGGCUUUGCUGACCCAUUUCUAUAUUGUUAAAGGCAACAGAAAAGAAGCUGCCAGGAUAGCAGAAGAGAUCUAUGGAAUAGUCCCAGGCAGCUGGGCAGACCGAUCCCCUCUUCACGAUGCUGCCUUCCAGGGACGCCUUCUCUCUCUGAAAACCUUGAUUGCACAGGCCUGCCUGGGUGGGCACGUGGCCUGUGCCAAGGUGCUGCUGGAAAAUGGGGCUCAGGUCAAUGCAGCCACCAUCGAUGGGAUCACUCCUCUGUUCAACGCCUGCUGCAGUGGCAGCGCAGCCUGUGUCAGCAUGCUGCUGGAAUUUGGAGCCAAGGCACAGCUGGGGAACCACCUGCCUUCACCCAUCCAUGAAGCAGUCAAGAGAGGUCACAGGGAGUGCAUGGAGACCCUUCUGGCCCAUGAGGUUGACAUUGACCAAGAAGAUCCCCAGCAUGGCACCCCUCUCUACAUGGCCUGCACAUACCAGAGAACUGAAUGUGUCAAGAAGCUUUUGGAGCUAGGAGCCAGUGUGAACGUGGGGAAGCGACUGGACACCCCCCUGCAUGCAGCAGCGAGGAAAUCCAGUGUGGAGAUAGUUGUCCUGCUGACAGACUAUGGGGCUAACCCAAAAUGCAGAAAUGCUGACCUCAAAUGUGCCCUGGAUCUUGCCACACCCCACAGCAAAGUGGAGCAGGCACUUCUGCUUCGGGAAGGCCCUGCCAGCCUUGCCCAGCUGUGCCGGUUGUGUAUCCGGAGGCACCUGGGCCGCUCGUGCCUGUACACAGUGCCCAAGCUGCGCCUGCCCGAGCCUCUUGAGAACUUCCUCCUUUAUCGGUAGCUCUGUGACUGCCUUCAG